AUGUUGCCGUGUAUCAUCUUUUCGUUCAGCAGGAAAGAAUGUGAAGCAUAUGCACUCUCCCUCAAGGACAUGGAUUUCAACGAAGAGGAAGAAAAGAAGUUGGUACGUGAAAUAUACAACAGUGCGAUUGAUCUUCUGAGUGAUGAGGACAAGAAAUUGCCACAAAUAGGACAGGUACAAUUAGCUGUGGUGAUUCUACCGUUGUUGCUGCGAGGAAUCGGAGUUCAUCAUUCUGGUCUGUUGCCAAUUCUCAAAGAAACUGUAGAGAUCUUGUUUGGAGAGGGAUUGCUGAAGACAUUGUUCGCAACCGAGACAUUCUCGAUGGGUCUGAAUAUGCCAGCAAGAACUGUAUUGUUCACCUCGGCGCGGAAAUUUGACGGAGCAGACAAUAGGUGGGCUUCAUUAAUUACUAUCGCCCUUUUCGUUUUUUCAGCAAAAUUAUCAUUUUUGCUCAGGUGGAUCACGUCCGGAGAAUACAUUCAAAUGUCCGGAAGAGCAGGACGGCGUGGAAAGGAUGAUCGAGGUCUUGUGAUUUUGAUGGUGGAUCAUAAAAUGAGUAGUGAAGAUGCAAAGCAAAUCAUUAAGGGCGCGACAGAUCCGUUGAAUUCACAGUUCCGUCUUACUUAUAACAUGGUGCUGAAUCUCUUGCGGGUGGAAGGUGUGAACCCAGAGUUUAUGCUGGAACGAUCAUUUUACCAGUUCCAGAAUUAUGAUGCCAUCCCGGGUCUCAAGAAAAAAACCCAAGAGAAAGCCAUAGAGAUAGAAAAUAUGCAUUUGGAACAUGAACGAGACAUCACUGCCUUCUUCGAUAUGGAGAAACAGGGUGCAACAGAUCCACUGAACUCACAGUUCCGUCUUACUUACAAUAUGGUGCUAAAUCUCUUGCGGGUGGAAGGUGUGAACCCAGAAUUCAUGCUGGAACGAUCAUUUUACCAGUUCCAGAAUUACGAUGCCAUCCCGGGUCUCAAAAAAAAAACCCAAGAGAAAGCCAUAGAAAUAGAAAAUAUGCAUUUGGAACAUGAACGAGAUAUCACUGCCUUUUUCGAUAUGGAGAAGCAGAUAGCCAAUCUUCAAACUACUAUAAAGAAAACGAUCUGCAUGCCUAAGUACUUGGUCCCUUUCUUACACGCAGGAAGGAUGAUACACGUUGUAGCUGGUACUCGUGACUUUGGUUGGACAGUGCUGGUUAACUUUCACAGGAAAACGAAUGUUGAUGAUAGUAGCCAGAUGGCGACAUGGGACGUCGUCUCAAUCGCUUUGGAUUGCGUAGAUGAAAUUAGUGCAGUCAGGUUGAAGCUUCCUCGAAAAUUGGAUUCAAAUUCGAAAGGCGUCAUUGAGCAGAUGAUUAAGGUUUCCAUAACAGAAAUUCAGAGCGUCAAGCAAAGAUUUGCCAAAAUUCCACUCUUACAUCCGGUCAACGAUAUGCGCAUUACCGAGCCAGCAUUUGUCCAUGCUGUAGAAAAAGCGACCGAGUUGGAACAACGGAGUCAGGAGCAUCCUCUUCGGAAAAAUCGCGAUUUUGAGAUGAUCAAGAAGCAAUACCUUGUGAAGGUACGAUCUUCUUUUAAGAUUUUUGGAGAAAGUUCCAAAAUCUUCAUUUUUCCAUUCAAGGAGGAGAAGAGGCGAGAAUUGAAGUCAUUGGAAGAAGAACUGCGUAAAGCUCAGUCGGUACUUCAAUUAGACGAGCUUAGCCAUAGAAAGCGUCUGCUUCGAAGGCUUGAGUAUGCUGAUAAGUCUGACAUCAUAACGGAAAAGGUAUGCCUGCAUAUGUAUCCCUAUAUGAAUUACAGAUCACUUAGAUUUUUCAUCCUUAUCGCACUAGCAUUGUUCCAGGGCCGA
Messenger RNA from Cylicostephanus goldi, 1839 nucleotides. NCBI's taxonomy places the organism in Eukaryota, Metazoa, Nematoda, Chromadorea, Rhabditida, Strongylidae. The record is from the annotation of a GenBank genome assembly.